AUGGUCGCCCACAAUCCCUCACAGCGAUAUCUCAGUACCAGAGGUGGAUCGUACGAUCUGUCCUUUGAGGAUGUCGUCUUGAAAGGCCUCGCCAGUGACGGCGGACUCUUCAUCCCCGAGGACAUUCCCUCCAUACCCGUCGAUGCCCUCUCCCAAUGGGCCGACCUCUCCUUUGAAGACCUCGCAUUCAACAUCUUUUCCCUCUACAUUUCUCCCGAAGAGAUUCCUCCAUCCGACCUCAAAGACAUCAUCGCCCGGAGUUAUGCCUCGUUUCGUACCCCCGACAUCACCCCUCUCGUCACUCUCGAUGCCUCCAAGAAUCUCCAUCUCCUCGAGCUCUUCCACGGCCCAACAUUCGCUUUCAAAGACGUUGCCUUGCAGUUUGUGGGCAACUUGUUCGAAUACUUCCUCGUACGCCGCAAUGCCAACAAAUCUGGCUCUUCCCGCGAACACCUCACAGUCAUUGGCGCAACAUCCGGCGAUACGGGUUCAGCUGCCAUCUAUGGUCUGCGAGGGAAGCAGGAUGUUUCCGUCUUUAUCAUGUAUCCCAAUGGAAAGGUCAGCCCGAUUCAAGAAGCUCAGAUGACCACGGUACCGGAUGCGAAUGUGCACAACUUGAGGGUUGAGGGCACCUUUGACGAUUGUCAAGACAUUGUCAAGACGCUCUUCGCCGACAAGGAAAUCAACUCCACCCUCCGCCUUGCGGCCGUGAACUCCAUCAAUUGGGCCCGUAUCCUCGCUCAAAUCACAUACUACUACCACGCCUACUUCUCCCUCGCCCGCCAAACCAAGAUCGCUUCCCCUCGUGUUCGAUUCGUCGUUCCCACAGGCAACUUCGGCGACAUUCUCGCUGGAUACUUCGCUACACAAAUGGGUCUGCCCGUUGACAAGCUGGUGAUCGCAACAAAUGAGAACGACAUUCUGCAUCGAUUCUGGCAGAGCGGUGUGUACGAGAAACAGGCCAAGGAGGGACAUCAAGAGAAGGAUGCCGUCAAGGAAGAGAUUGGUGCGUUGGCGGAUCCGGGCGGUGUGAAGAUGACUUAUGCGCCGGCAAUGGAUAUCCUCGUGUCUUCGAACUUUGAGAGAUUGCUCUGGUUCCUGGCAUACAAGACAAGCAAAAUUGAAGAGACGAAUCACAGACGAAUGGAGGCUGGAGACAGAGUAAAAGGCUGGUUGGAGCAAUUGAAGAGAGAUGGGGGAUUCWCCGUUCCAAAGGAGAUGUUGGAGGCCGCGAGAGAGGACUUUUCCAGCGAGAGGGUCAGUAAUGAGGAGACGAUCUCCACUAUCAAGGACAUCCAGCGAUCAGAAACAGAUGCAAAGGAAGUCGCAGGGAGAGAUGGAAAGGUCGCUACCACAGGCAUGAUGGAUCGGGGAAGAUAUAUCCUCGACCCACAUAGUGCUAUUGGAAUUGCGGCAAGUCUGAGGAGGAUUGAAAAGGAAAAGGUCGAGGAUGUGCAGUACAUCUCUUUGGCGACGGCACAUCCGGCCAAGUUCUCGGCCGCUGUGGAAAUGGCGUUGCAGGAUGUGGAAGGCUUUACUUUUGAGACUGUUUUGCCGGAACAGUUCAAGGGGUUGAUGGAUUUGGAGAAGAGAUUGGUGGAUUGCAAGGCGGAUUGGAAGGCUGUGAGGGAGAUUGUGGUGAGGGAGGUUGAAGAGGAGUUGAAGAGUGCGAGGAGAUGA
Ramularia collo-cygni is the source of this 1680-nucleotide messenger RNA. Its product is annotated as probable threonine synthase. The record is from RefSeq and is a predicted model, not a curated record. NCBI's taxonomy places the organism in Eukaryota, Fungi, Ascomycota, Dothideomycetes, Mycosphaerellales, Mycosphaerellaceae. Gene Ontology annotation, biological process: L-threonine biosynthetic process. The transcript is spliced from 4 exons. Gene Ontology annotation, molecular function: pyridoxal phosphate binding; threonine synthase activity. The coding region runs from base 1 to 1680 and encodes 559 amino acids.